Monomorium pharaonis (pharaoh ant) is the source of this 1274-nucleotide messenger RNA. RefSeq names its product V-type proton ATPase subunit D (gene Vha36-1). The coding region runs from base 88 to 825 and encodes 245 amino acids. Gene Ontology annotation, molecular function: proton-transporting ATPase activity, rotational mechanism. NCBI's taxonomy places the organism in Eukaryota, Metazoa, Arthropoda, Insecta, Hymenoptera, Formicidae. The record is from RefSeq and is a predicted model, not a curated record. The transcript has 4 exons. Gene Ontology annotation, cellular component: proton-transporting V-type ATPase complex.
GCCAUUUAGAAUGCAACUACCCAGACUUCCGGUCUCUCGUGUCAGCUGAUCAAUCCCGUUCCUGUCUGCUGAUGCACAGUAGUGAGAAUGUCAGGCAAAGAUAAAUUACCAAUUUUCCCCUCCAGGGGGGCCCAAAUGUUGAUGAAAUCUCGCUUACAAGGAGCACAAAAGGGACAUGGAUUGCUGAAGAAGAAAGCAGACGCACUACAAAUGCGCUUCAGGCUGAUACUUGGAAAAAUUAUAGAAACUAAAACUCUAAUGGGUGAAGUGAUGAAGGAAGCGGCCUUUUCAUUGGCUGAAGCAAAGUUUGCUACUGGAGACUUCAAUCAGGUAGUUCUGCAGAAUGUAACAAAGGCACAGAUCAAGAUUCGUUCUAAAAAGGACAACGUUGCUGGUGUGAACCUACCGAUAUUCGAAUCCUAUCAGGAUGGUACGGAUACUUAUGAAUUAGCAGGCUUGGCCAGAGGUGGCCAACAAUUGGCCAAACUGAAGAAGAAUUAUCAGCGGGCAGUGAAAUUGCUCGUAGAAUUGGCGUCGCUGCAAACAAGUUUCGUUACUUUGGAUGAAGUUAUCAAGAUCACAAAUCGACGUGUCAAUGCUAUCGAGCAUGUCAUCAUCCCACGAAUCGAGAGAACACUAGCCUACAUUAUUUCAGAGCUUGACGAGCUUGAAAGAGAAGAGUUUUAUCGUCUGAAAAAGAUUCAGGACAAAAAGAAGAUUGCUAAAGCAAGGGUUGAAGCAGAAAGGGCAGAAAUGAUUGCAGCUGGACGGAACGUUGAUUCUGUAAAUCUACUUGAAGAAGACGAUGAUGACGUGCUGUUUUAAAUACUGUAAAUAAUACGUUAUAAAUAUCAAGAUGUUAAUACUUAGAAAAAGAAGAAAACAUAAAUUUACAUCGGAAUCACGACCUUCUCACGUUUAUAUAUUUCAGAGAAUGUCGUUGAUAGUCCUUUUUCCGCUUUAAAAAAGCCACUGCUUUUAUUUUUGUUUGCCCCUAAAGAAAUACAUUUUACAGUAUUUUUCAAAUACUAAUUCGUAUAAAUAAAUAAUUCUAUAUCAUGUAAUACGUCUGCAACAGCAACGCUGUUAUUUCAUGAAAAUAUUCAAAAUAUUUUAAUUAUAACAAAGGAUUAUAUUUUAAUUAUAUAUGUAUAUAUAUUGUAUAAAUCCAUUCCAUUAUUCAUUUACAUCACUUUCGGCUUUUAUGACGCGAGGAAUUGUGCAAUCCGAUAAUAUAAUAAUGAUUACAAAUAUAAUAAAUAUAUAUGUAUGUA